This is a messenger RNA of Bombina bombina (fire-bellied toad), 9187 nucleotides long. RefSeq names its product tetratricopeptide repeat domain 28 (gene TTC28). Bases 163 to 7485 code for a protein of 2440 amino acids. The transcript is spliced from 23 exons. Lineage: Eukaryota; Metazoa; Chordata; Amphibia; Anura; Bombinatoridae. The record is from RefSeq and is a predicted model, not a curated record. Gene Ontology annotation, molecular function: protein binding.
ACAUGGCGAACUUUUCCUGGGAAAUACACACUACUAAACCGUUACUUUGAACCCUGUGUUUAUAGGAGAUUGACAGGAGGACACAGUAAUACUAUUUUUCCCCCCCGAAGUAAUCAUGGACUUUAUGUUCUUCACUGAAGAAACUUUGUGAGAAAUAAAACAAUGAUGGAGCAACAAGCUAUGAAAAGAAAAGAAAGGAAUGCAGUCUUUGGAGCAAAGGUAUUCAGCGGAAAGGUUGUUGAAAGUUCCAUUCUAAGCAAAGAAGAAUUUAUAGAAAAAGUUCGCCAAAGUAAUGAGGCGUGUAAAAAGGGAGAUUUUACACUGGCCAUCAAAUUGUACAGUGAAACAUUGCAAGUUGAUCCUCAGAAUUGUAUAUUGUACAGUAACCGAUCAGCAGCGUUCCUGAAAACUCAAAAGUAUGAGAAGGCUUUGGACGAUGCUAUUAAAGCUCGACUACUUAAUCCAAAAUGGCCAAAGGCAUACUUCAGACAGGGUGUUGCCCUUCAAUAUCUCGGUCGCCAUGCAGAUGCGCUGGCUGCAUUUGCCUCCGGAUUGGCUCAGGAUCCCAAGAGUUUGCAGCUUUUGCUUGGCAUGGUGGAGGCAGCAAUGAAAUCACCUAUGAGAGAAUCUCUGGAACCGACGUAUCAGCAACUCCAAAAGAUGAAGCUGGACAAGAGCCCUUUUGUGGUGGUGUCAGUGAUUGGGCAGGAAUUACUGACUUCAGGACAUCAUGGUGCUUCUGUGGUUGUGUUAGAAGCUGCACUGAAAAUAGGAACUUGCAGUCUGAAGCUGAGGGGUUCAGUGUUUUCUGCCCUGAGCAGUGCUUACUGGUCGCUUGGGAACACAGAGAAGAGUACAGGAUAUAUGCAGCAGGACUUGGAUGUUGCAAAGACUCUAGGUGACCAGUCGGGAGAAUGCCGAGCCUAUGGGAACUUGGGGUCUGCAUUCUUUUCCAAAGGAAAUUUUCGGGAGGCACUUACUAACCACAGACAGCAGCUAGUUCUCGCCAUGAAACUGAAGGAGAGAGAGGCAGCAUCAUCUGCAUUAAGCAGUUUGGGUCAUGUCUACACUGCGAUUGGUGAUUAUCCAAAUGCACUGGCCAGCCACAAGCAGUGUGUUCUCCUAGCUAAACAAUCCAAAGAUGAACUGUCUGAGGCCAGAGAACUGGGCAACAUGGGAGCAGUGUAUAUUGCUAUGGGGGACUUUGAAAAUGCAGUCCAUUGUCACGAACAACAUCUGAAGAUCUCAAAGGAUCUGGGAAACAAGCGAGAGGAAGCUCGGGCAUAUAGCAACCUCGGCAGUGCCUUUCACUACAGAAGAAACUUUGACAAGGCGAUGUCUUACCACAACCAUGUACUUGAGCUCGCACAGGAACUCUCAGAAAAAGCAAUUGAAAUGCGAGCGUAUGCAGGGUUAGGGCACGCUGCACGGUGUAUGCAAGAUUUGGAGAGGGCUAAACAAUAUCACGAGCAACAGCUAUGCAUUGCAGAAAGUCUCAAAGACCGGGCUGCUGAAGGGAGAGCUUCUUCAAACUUAGGAAUAAUUCAUCAGAUGAAAGGAGAUUUUGAUACUGCAUUAAAACUGCAUAAAACUCACCUUACCAUUGCCCAAGAAUUAAAUGAUUAUGCAGCCCAGGGCAGGGCGUAUGGCAACAUGGGUAAUGCAUACAAUGCACUUGGAAUGUAUGAUCAGGCAGUUAAAUAUCAUCGUCAGGAACUGCAGAUUUCUAUGGAGGUCAAUGACAGAGCCUCUCAAGCCUCCACACACGGAAACUUAGCUGUAGCUUACCAGGCUCUGGGUGCACAUGACAGAGCUUUGCAGCACUACCAAAACCAUCUCAACAUUGCUCGGGAACUUCGAGACAUCCAAAGUGAAGCUCGUGCACUUGGCAAUCUUGGGAAUUUCCAUUGUUCUCGGGCUGAAUAUACACAAGCGGUACCAUUUUAUGAACAGUACCUGAGGAUAUCUCCGGAUCUUCAAGAUAUGGAAGCUGAAGGGAAAGUAUGUCAUAAUUUAGGUUACGCCCACUUCUGCCUUGGCAACUACCAGGAAGCUGUAAAGUAUUAUGAGCAGGAUCUUGCUAUAGCCAAGGACCUCCAUGAUAAACUUAGCCAAGCCAAGGCUUAUUGCAACUUGGGUCUAGCAUUUAAGUCAUUAAUGAACUAUAAUAAAGCAGAAGAUUGCCAGAAAUAUCUUUUAUCUUUGGCACAAUCCUUAAAUAAUUCUCAAGCAAAGUUCCGUGCGCUCGGAAACCUGGGGGAUAUUUUUGUCUCUAAGAAAGAUAUAAAUGGUGCAAUAAAAUUUUACGAGCAGCAGUUGAGUUUAGCCCAUCAAGUCAAAGACAGACGACUAGAGGCCAGUGCUUAUGCUGCUUUAGGUAGCGCCUACAGAAUGAUACAAAAAUAUGACAAAGCAUUGGGAUAUCACACACAGGAACUGGAAGUUUUCCAGGAAUUAAAUGAAUUGCCAGGUGAAUGUAGAGCACAUGGGCAUCUGGCAGCUGUCUAUAUGUCGCUGGAGAAGUACACAAUGGCUUUUAAGUGCUAUGAGGAACAACUUGAACUUGGGCAAAAGUUAAAAGAUCCUAGUAUAGAAGCUCAAGUAUACGGUAACAUGGGUAUCACCAAAAUGAACAUGAGUGUAAUGGAGGAAGCCAUUGGCUAUUUUGAACAACAGUUAGCAAUGUUGCAACAACUGAAUGGAAAUGAUUCUAUACUGGACAGAGGCCGUGCAUAUGGUAAUUUAGGAGAUUGUUAUGAAGCACUUGGUGAUUAUGAGGAAGCAAUAAAAUAUUAUGAACAGUAUUUAUCUGUAGCACAGAGUUUAAAUCGCCUCCAGGAUCAGUCAAAGGCAUAUCGGGGUCUUGGAAAUGGGCACAGAUCAAUGGGGAGUUUGCAACAGGCCCUUGUAUGCUUUGAAAAAAGACUUGUGGUUGCUCAUGAACUGGGAGAAACUUCGAACAAAGCCCAGGCAUAUGGAGAGCUGGGAAAUUUGCACAGUCAGCUAGGAAAUUAUGAACAAGCAAUAUCCUGUCUUGAACGCCAAUUAAAUAUUGCCAGAGAAAUGAAAGACCAGAUUUUGGAAAGUGAUGCAGCGUGUGGUUUAGGCUCAGUGUAUCAGCAGAUGGGGGAAUUUGAUACUGCAUUGCAAUACCAUCAACUGGACUUGCAGAUAGCAGAAGAAACCAACAACCCAUCAUGUCAGGCUCGGGCCUAUGGAAACCUUGGCCUAACAUAUGAAUCCCUGGGCACCUUCGAGCGAGCUGUCGUUUAUCAAGAGCAGCACCUUAGCAUUGCAGCAGAAAUGAAUGACUUAGUUGCUAAGACAAUAGCUUAUAGUAGCCUAGGGAGGACGCACCAUGCCUUGCAGAACUACUCUCAAGCAGUAAUGUAUUUACAGGAAGGCUUGAGGUUAGCAGAACAGCUGGCUCGGAGAGAAGAUGAGGCCAAAAUUAGACAUCGCCUUGGGCUUUCGCUUUGGGCUAGUGGAAACCUGGAAGAGUCUCAACAUCAGCUUUACAGAGCUUCAGCGUUAUUUGAAACAAUAAGACAUGAAGCCCAACUCAGCACUGAUUAUAAGCUUUCGCUAUUCGAUCUGCAAACAUCAUCUUACCAGGCCCUGCAACGUGUGCUAAUCAGUCUUGGACAUCACGAUGAAGCUUUAGCAGUGGCAGAAAGAGGAAGGACAAGAGCGUUUGCUGACCUUCUGGUAGAACGUCAGACUGGACAGCAAGAAUCUGACCCUUACUCACCUGUGACCAUUGAUCAAAUUUUAGAGACAAUAAAUAGCCAAAGAGGCUUGGUGCUUUAUUUUUCAUUAGCUGCAGGUUAUCUUUACAGCUGGUUGCUUGCUCCUGGUUCAGGAAUCUUAAAGUUUCAUGAAUAUUAUCUUGGAGAUACCUUAAUGGACACAGAAUUUAAUGAAUCAGGGAGCAUGAGUUUUCAAGUGUCAAACAGUUCUGUUUUAGAGCAGCACAUAGCAAAUGUCCGUGAGACCUUAGGAGUGGAGUCAUACUACACUAGGACAUGUGCUAGUAGUGAAACUGAAAGUGAGGCAGGGGAUUAUAUGGACCAGCAAUAUGAUGACCUGAACAAUAAAAUGAACUCCAUGACAGAUCCAACAGGAUUCCUGAGAAUGGUUAGCAGAAACAAUACAUUCAACAGAAGCUGCCAAAGUAUGACGAGCCUAUUUAGUAAUAGCAUGUCUCCAGUGAAGGACAAUACAUCAUCUCUUCCUCGAAAACAAAGCUCUCCUAGCAAACCACCUCUCCGAGCCCUUUAUGAUUUGCUUUUGGCGCCAAUGGAAGGGGGAUUGAUGCAUUCCAGUGGUCCAGUGGGAAGACAUCGACAACUAGUGCUUGUCUUAGAAGGAGAACUUUACCUCAUCCCAUUCGCUUUACUAAAAGGAAGCUCCUCAAAUGAGUACCUAUAUGAACGCUUCAGCCUUAUUGCCGUACCUUCCAUUCGAUCUCUCAGCAUAAGCACUAAGUCGCUGUUACGGAAGAAUGCGCCCUUGUAUUCAAACUCUACCUCAAUGGCAGCUGUUGUGGGAAACCCUAAACUUCCUGCAUCAGUGAUGGACCGAUGGCUAUGGGGACCAAUGCCCUCAGCGGAAGAAGAAGCUUACAUGGUGUCUGAGCUACUUGGAUGCCAACCUCUUGUUGGCAACCUUGCGACAAAGGAGAAGGUGAUGAGCGCACUCUCACAAGCAGAAUGUGUCCAUUUUGCCACUCACAUCUCUUGGAAGCUUGCAGCUCUUAUUUUAACACCUAACAGUGAGAAUGGUUCAGGGGUGACCAAAAGCACAUUUGGAAAUACAUAUACAAUUCCAGAGUCUUUACAAAUGCAGGACGAUGCCAGUGAUGUUGAAAGCAUAUCAGACUGUCCACCUCUCCAAGAAUUUCUGUUGACAGCUGCAGAUAUUUUAGAUCUUCGACUCCCUGUUAAAUUAGUGGUUCUUGGAUCUUAUCAGGAAUCCAACAACAAAGUUACAGCAGAUGGAGUUGUUGGCUUGACACGAGCCUUUUUGGCUGCUGGUGCUCAGUGUGUCCUUGUUUCUCUAUGGCCGGUUCCAGUGGCAGCGUCUAAAAUGUUUGUUCACGCAUUCUACUCCUCUCUUCUAAAUGGAAUGAAAGCCAGCGCAUCUCUUUCAGAAGCUAUGAAAACAGUACAGAGCAGUAAGCAAUACUCACAUCCAUCAAACUGGGCAGGUUACAUGAUCAUUGGAAGUGACGUCAAGCUUAACAGCCCCUCAUCCCUGAUUGGACAAGCUUUGUCAGAGAUCCUCCAGAACCCAGAACGUGCAAGAGAUGCCUUAAGAGUUUUAUUACAUCUGGUUGAGAAGUCUUUGCAGCGGAUUCAGAAUGGACAGCGCAAUUCUAUGUACACUUCCCAGCAAAGCGUUGAAAAUAAAGUUGGAGGAGUUCAGGGCUGGCAGUCAUUGUUAACAGCUGUUGGAUUCCGCCUUGAUCCCCCUGCAAGUGGUCUUCCUGCAGCAGUUUUUUUCCCGACUUCUGAUCCUGGUGACCGUCUACAACAGUGCAGUACAACCAUACAGUCUCUGUUGGGUUUGCCUCAUUCUGCUCUGCAGGCUCUUUGUAAGCUUAUUACUGCUUCAGAAACUGGAGAGCAACUUAUUAAUCGGGCUGUUAAAAAUAUGGUUGGAAUGUUACAUCAAGUCCUUGUACAGCUUCAAUCAGGGGACAAAGAACACGACUUUGCAUCUGCCCCCAUCCAAGUGUCCAUCAGUGUUCAGCUCUGGAGAUUACCAGGAUGUCAUGAAUUUCUGGCAGCUUUAGGUUUUGACCUAUGUGAAGUGGGCCAGGAAGAAGUAAUAUUGAAAACUGGGAAACAAGCCAACAAGAGGACAAUGCAGUUUGCCCUUCAGUCACUUUUAGCACUUUUUGAUUCUACAGAGCUUCCAAAACGCCUUAGUCUUGACAGUUCAUCAUCCCUUGAAUCUCUAGCUUCAGCUCAGUCAAUCUCAAACCCAGUGUCUCAAGGGUAUCAUGGUCAUCUUUUCUCACCCACUUGUCCUGAUGGAAUGGCUUCAGAUGCCAUAUCGGUGUACAGUUUGAGUUCAAUUGCAUCAUCAAUGAGUUUUGUUUCAAAAGCAGACUGCCUUGCAGAAGGAGAGCACAGAUUACGCCAAGACCAUGACAGACCAAAAAAUAUUUAUCCUCUUAGACCUUGCAUGGGGAGAGGUCAGUCCUCACCACAGACAAACAAAGAGGAGCAACAAGAAGAAUAUGAUGGGUUUUCCAUCAUCAGCAAUGAACCGCUACUGUGCUACACAGAGAACACAGAUCCAAAAUUAAAACAGGAUAAUAUGCAUGAAACAAUUAAAGUAUCUGUAAAUCCAAAGGGCAGUAUAAGCACACCAAAUUCUCCUGUGAAACUGUCUCUAAUUCCAAGUCCAAAUUCACCAUUUCAAAAAGUUGGAAAAGUAUCAAGUUCAGAUACUGGGGAAUCAGAUCAGUCUAGUACUGAAACUGAUAGCACAGUGAAGUCACAAGAAGAAAACAACCCAAAGCUGAAUCCAGAAGAGCUUGCUCAAAAAAUUUUGGAGGAAACUCAAAGCCACUUGAUUGCAGUUGAACGUCUUCAGAGGAGCGGCAGCCUUAUAAAUAAGACAAGUAGUUCCCCUGAUGGGGCUUCAACACCCACUGGAAGUUCUAUGUUUAGAUCCUCUGAAACAAGUGCUUUUAGUAGACCUGCUCAGAAAGGCAUGCCCUCUCCAAUAACCGUAAAACCAAAACCUCCCACGAGGAGCUCUUCUCUUCAAAAAGUGAGCUCAGGAUAUAACAGCCCAGCAAACUCAGAAUCCUCAUUAAAGGAAGGGACAGGUCUCCAUAGUGGCCAGCCCUCUCCAAGUUCAGAUUCUCCUCACUUCAAACUAAAAUAUCCUAGCUCACCAUAUAGUGCACACAUAUCAAGAUCUCCUCAGAACAUAUCACCAAGCUCAGGACAUCAGUCUCCAGCAGGAAGCACCUCAUCUCCAGCUCUGUCCUAUUCCUCCACCGGAUCUGCUCGAUCCAGCCCUGCCGAUGCUCCAGACAUUGAUAAAUUAAAGCUUGCUGCAAUUGACGAUAAAGUGAAAGCUAUUCAUAACCUGAAGAUGUUUUGGACAAAUGCACCUCAACAUACUUCAGGUCCAAUUAAAAUAUUGAGAGGAGCUCCAGGAACAAUGACAUCCAAGAAAGAUGUACUUAGUUUGUUGAACCUGUCUCCAAGGCAUAGUAAGAAAGAGGAAGCUGCAGAUAACCUUGAACUAAAAGAAUUAUCUAUCCAGCAAAAGAAUGCUGAUGGUGCACAGCAAAAUCCUCCAAAUGGACACAAACACUCGGAAAACAUAAAUGUAGCAAAUGUGACUAAUUCUGCACCGCCUAAUAAUAUUCCAGGAAGUAUACGCAACAUAAAACUGACAUCUGGCAAUGGAUAUAAGUUCCUUUCACCUGGAAGAUUUUUUCCUUCCUCAAAAUGUUAAAAUGUCUUUUUUAUACCACUUUUACGCCUGUAAUGCUAUUUGUAUGUAAUAUUGUUUAUGUCCAAUUGCCUUCAUUAAGAAGAAAGACUAAAAUAUUACAAGUGAAGCAGUGGUUGUAAUGGGUGUGUGUACACGUGUGUAUCUAGUUGCCAUUACCAACAUACAUUUGUUUUUGUUUCUUAUCCUUUGUUUUUUUCUCUAUAACAACAAAUAUAUAUAUAUAUAUAUAUAUAUAUAUAUAUAUAUAUAUAUAUAUAUAUAUAUAUUUGUUGUUAUAGAGAAAAAAACAAACGAUAAGAAACAAAAACAAAAUCACUUUUAAUUUUAUUCCCCUUCAAUAAUUUACCUCAAACAUUAAAUGUAAAAUAUCAGUGAAUUACUUUUACGUACUUUGUAGAACAAUCGAUUCUUUUCCCCACAAAAUCCACCAUAAUAAUAAUACUGAAUAAUCAUUAUUUUGACAUAUAUUAAUGUUAUUGUGUUCAAAAAAGGCACAAAAUCUAGACACAUUCAUGCAAAACAUUUAUGUUUGUAAAUCUUUUCUUAGAGAAGUCUUCUGUAUGACUUUUCUCAUGCACACAGCUCUGACAUGCUCAUAUUGCUGAAAGUAAUUGUUGGCACACCAUGUAUUCACAAGUAUAUGGUUUACCUGCAUAUGCUAAGACAUCAGAACAAAAUGUUUAAUCCUUUCAUUUAUAUCAAAUAUGAUUAAUCUAUAUAAUGAUAAAUAAUUAUAUUUGCUGGGGUUGAGCAGAACCUCUAGAACGUUUAACCAUCUUAUUCACUAUCCUUUGGAUACUUAUAAUUUCCACCCAAAGUCAUCCCACUACAAAAAUAGCUUUAAAUGUAAAACAUGACAAACUAUAGACCUUAAUCUUAUCAUUAUUAUCAUCAUCAUCAUCAUUAUUAAUGCUACUUCUGAGAAUUCAAAUCAUUAGAAUUUUGAAACUGAAUAUAGUUUUAACAUAAUCAACUAUUAAAAUACAUAAUGGUUACUCGUAAGUUUUAUGUUUAAUAUUCAUUUCUGUAUUUGGGGAUUUGUGAUGGCUACAAUAAACAAUAGUGCACUUUAAACUUGUAUAUAGUAACUAUCAAUGUCAGUAUAGACAAUCCAUCAUUUAGCUCCAGCACUCAUUGUGAAAGAAAUUUCUAUAGAUGCAUUUUUGGGGAAAAUUUCAAAUUUUGCAAUAAUUAUAGAGAUUGAAAUCUUAAAAUAAGAUUACAAGUGGAGCUAAAAAAUAUUAGCGCUACUGAGUGCUAACAUCACUCAAGUUAAAUCAAUAGUGCUCCUUUUCUUGCACUAAUAUAACAAGUUGAAAGUAAAAAAAUGUCACUUGUGUGAAAGCCUCAGGCUCGCUAACAUCUGGUGGUUGGGUAGCAUGGCUGCGCUAACUCCCUUUCCCCAUAGACUUCUACAAAACCCUGUUCUGACUUUCGCUUGCCCCAUAACCCAAAGAUUUGCAAGGCCAAGUGCAUUAAAGUCAAAGUGUAUAUAAGAAAUACUUGAAAUAGCAUUGUUCUUUACAAUAUAUAUAUAUAUAUAUAUAUAUAUAUAUAAUAUAGAAGUACCUGCUCAUAAGAGGAUAUUAAAUGUAUAGUGAUGGAUUACCUGCCACAUAAAUACACAGGCAGGUAAACCAGUGCACGGAACCCACAAAAUUAGUAUUAUAUAUAUAAGAAAUAAUGUAGGUGGGUUAAUCCA